Molecule: messenger RNA, 2541 nt
Organism: Equus caballus (horse)
Lineage: Eukaryota; Metazoa; Chordata; Mammalia; Perissodactyla; Equidae
Gene: INO80C
Product: INO80 complex subunit C
Biological process (GO): chromatin remodeling
Cellular component (GO): Ino80 complex
Source: RefSeq, a predicted model, not a curated record
CCCGGAAAGGACCCACAGCUCCGAGCUCCGCCUUUUACUCUCGGCCGAGAGAAGUCAGCCAAUGCUUUGCUAGUCCAGGCCGGGUUUUCAAGCAUCAAGACGGAAGUAACGGGAGCCGCCAGUUCCAGGGCCUGCACAGGGAAAGCAGUGGGGAGUGGGGGGAGGUGGCAGACGCAGGGUAGGAAUGGCGGCUCAAAUUCCCAUUGUGGCCACCCCUUCCACUCCAGGAAUAGCUCGGAACAGCAAGAAGAGGCCCGCCAGUCCUUCCCACAACGGCAGCAGCGCCGGGGGAUAUAGCGCCAGUAAGAAGAAAAAAGUGUCUGCCUCUAGCUUUGCGCAGGGUAUCAGCAUGGAAGCCAUGAGUGAGAAUAAAAUGGUGCCCUCUGAUUUUAGCACAGGACCUAUGGAAAAGGCUGCCAAACCUUUGCCAUUUAAGGAUCCCAACUUUGUGCACUCUGGCCAUGGUGGUGCGGUAGCUGGCAAGAAGAAUAGAACCUGGAAGAACCUGAAACAAAUUCUCGCUGCUGAGAGGGCGUUGCCAUGGCAACUGAACGAUCCUAACUACUUCAGUAUUGAUGCUCCUCCAUCCUUUAAACCAGCUAAGAAGUAUUCUGAUGUUUCAGGACUUCUUAAUCUCCUGGAGCCCACCUACCACUGCGGUCCCAUGUGGGUCUGGUGCUCUGACCUUCUCCCCACGCCCCACCACAGUGACCCUAGAGUGCUUCUGGGGAACACAGUUUGAAAACCAGCAGCGUAGUUGGACGAGUAGGAUAUGGGCCAGUCACUGAACCUCAGGAGCCUCUGAGCACCUCAUUUCCUUCUUCUCCGGAGGCAGGCGGAGUGUGGGACUCUCAGCUCACCUUCUUCAUCCUUUUCAUCAGUGUUAAAUUCGGGAAAUGGGCUUUUUCUCAUUACUGUAGAAAUAAUAAGGCACUUCACUUUUUAAAACUCAUACCGUUCAUUUAAAUGCUUUACUUUGUAUGAAAAUGUAUGACUCCAACUUCUGAAACAAACUGAAUUAAUGAUGUCUGUUCUACUUUGGGAAAGAUUUGAGUUUUUAUUAUAUUUUUUAAAAUAGUCUUAUACUCUCUGAAUUAGUCAUAUGUUUUAGCUUUUCUUCCAGAGAGCACACACUCCUCAGUGUACUACAAACUUUUUAACAUAGACCCUUAAAUAUAGUGAUCCUAAAAAACGAUAGGGAAAGUGGAAGUGCGAUAAAAUGGUGUGUGCGUGUGUGAUGGGUUUUUUUCACAUCCAUUCACAGGCAUAUAUCUCCUCCUAAAUGCCCCCUGAGGGGACUUCAACUUGAGAGAAAUGUUGUAGUUUUACGCUAUCUCUUGUCUACUGCCUGAAAAUAGUUGUCUCAUGUAUUUGACUCAUUUUAAUAGUUGCUUAUGGUAAGAGAGCUAGUCUGGCACCAGUUAUUCUCUUAGGGCCCAGAGUGGAGAUUUCUCCCUGUGACAUUUUGUGCUGAGCUCAUGGAAGCUGUGGUUUAUGGCCAGACUUGGAGGGUGGCCCCUUGGAGCGUAUUUUAUCCUCACCAUCAGCAGGCAGUGCAUCUGUGGUGCAAUGGCUUUCACACAAUAGGAGGCAUGAGAAUCAUCCUGAGAAGCAUUGUUCCUGGCCCCUUUAUGCCAUCGGCAAAGGGCUUGUCAUGACAGGCAACCUCUUGUGCCACUGUAUGUAAGAAUUAAGAAAUUCUGAAUAUAUAGAGAACUCCACCAAAUCAUUGAAAGCCAACCCCAUAGGAGAAUUGCCUAAAAGGAUAUGAAGAGACAGUUACAAGGAGGAGAUACGGAUGACCACUAAGUAGAUAUUCCCCCUUCCUGAUAAUUAGGAAAAAGACUCAUCAGGGAGAAGAAAUGAAGACAUUUGAUUGUUCCCGGCGUAGAGCAGCGGGUAUCCUCACACCCUGCUGUUUUGAGCGGGGAAUCUGCAUUGGUGCGCAUUUCUUGGAGGGCAGUUUGACACCACGUGUUGAGACAAAAACGCAAAGCCUGUGACCCAGCAAUUUGCCCUCUGGGCAGCUCCCUGGAGAAACUCUGCACAAGGAGCUUCAUGCAGUAAUGCUUGUGAGAAAAUGUGUUAGUAGAAUAUUAGAAAUAACAUAAAACAGCAUCAACAACAACAUAAAAGUCAGCCAGCGGUGGGCCAUGGGGAGGACUUGGGGGGUGUUCAUACUAUUCUGCGAGCUUGAUGUAUAUGUAACAACAUGGAUAAACUUCCAAGACAUAUUGUUUACUGAAAGGUGCAAAGCAUUAUAAACAGCCUGGUCCCACUUAAGUAAAAAUCAAUACGCACUCACAAAAAAAUUGGGCAGUUUCUCUGGUGUGUUUAUACGUGUGUGCAAGGGUGUAUAUAAACAAGGUCUGGAAGGGUGCCCACCUAACCAUGGUUCCUCAGGGUAGGGCAAAGGACUUUUGCAUGGUGGACGGUGGUAAAAGGGAACUUUAGUCUUCUUCAUAAUGUUUUCUUUUUCUUUUUAGAGGAGGAUAUGUUUAUCUGUUACUUGUAUAAAUUAAAGUUAACGUAAUUAAAAAA